Molecule: messenger RNA, 1197 nt
Organism: Aspergillus wentii DTO 134E9
Lineage: Eukaryota; Fungi; Ascomycota; Eurotiomycetes; Eurotiales; Aspergillaceae
Exons: 2
Coding region: 76-1002 (308 amino acids)
Source: RefSeq, a predicted model, not a curated record
CUGCUGUCUGUUAAUUUCGACAUCACCGCGACGACGUGUCAACAGGAAUAAACAUUUGAUUCUGUCGCCCACAAAAUGGGUCGAUUAAGCCCACAAGCCCGGUUCAUCAUCAACGAAGAGCAGUGGGCCAAGGUUGCUCCCAAGCCGCUACCAAAGAAGCGACCGCGGGCGUUGAGUGUGCCGCGGGAAGAUGACCGCCAAUUCAGCGUGUGGAAUGUUCUGAAACAACCAAGAAAGACACUCGAUCAGAGUCAAUCACGGCUGCUUUCUCUGCCAUAUGAAAUCCGAGUGAUGAUCUGGAGGGAAGCUAUUGGUGGGCUUUUGCUGCAUCUGAUGCGUGCUCCGCAUAAAGUGGCCAGUUUCAGAUGCUCCGACGAGGAAGAAGGCAAGGAAUAUAUCCAGUCAGGCCAUUUCCACUGCAUGUCGUAUUAUCAGCUCAGAGCGAGUUAUUUUUCAUAUUGGUGGGAAGAGCGAAAUACCGAUGCCAAAGUGAACCAUGCCAAUCUGCUGCCUCUGCUGCAGACAUGCCAAUUCAUAUACUCCGAAACCAUCGACAUGAUCUAUCAAGACAACAUCUUCCAUCUCACCAACACAGACACUCUCAUGAACUUAUCACGAACAAUCUUACCACAUCGCUUCAACCAAAUCCGAAUCUUGCAUUUACAUUGCGCCUUUCCAUUCCCAAUAUCACAAAUCUAUCACGAAAAGAGCCACAUCGACCGCUGGAUCGAGACCUGCUUACUUCUGUCCGACAUGAAAAGCCUCCAACAGCUCUAUCUCUAUCUUGGUACUGGGCUCAUCCCCAAAGACCAGGAUGAACCUGAUCUGGAAAGAAAUGUUGGUCUUGUUCUGGCACCGAUGAGCCAGAUCACCCAGACUGCUGUUUUUGAUGUUAGAGUUCCACGGACACAUGAGUAUUUCUGUCAGUUUGGGACGAAGAAUAUGCCGUUUCGAUUGUUGUUACAAGCAGAAGAUCGAUCAGAUAGAGAGCCUUGGCUAUAAUUGCUUCAAUAUGAUGCCGAAAGAGCUUCAUUCUUCGUAAGUGUACAUGUCGUAUAGUAUCAUGGAUUAGCUGGUACAUCCAACCUUGUGACACUUUCUUCAAGACAUCUUCGGCUGGUAUAGUAAAUGCUGAGUUUGGAAUGCAUGAAAGGCUGAAAUAUCUUUUUUAUCCAGUCAACCAUUUAUUGUUCAACG